AUGGUGAAGAAAAUAAUUCUCCAAGAAGAACGAGAAGGAGAAGAAGAAGAGAAGGAGAAUUUUCCUCUAAUUACAACCAAAGUAGUUGAAUACUUACAGCCAGUAAUGUGUCGCGAGCUGCUCUGCAAAUUCCCAGACAACUCUGCUUUCGGAUUCGACUACUCACAGAGCUCAAUCUGGUCUCCUCUCUUGCCUCGAAAUUACGCUAGUCCUUCAGAUCUUGACUCUGACAGCUGCGUUUGUCGGAAACUUGAGCUCGGAGAGUUUCAACAAGGCAAGAAGAAGAUGAAGAUGAAGAAGCUAAUGACAAAGAAGAAAACGUUAGUGAAAUUAGAUAUCUCUCCGACAGAAAACGAAGAUUCUCCUAAAUUUGGCUGCUUUGCUCUUCCUACCAAGAGAUGGGAUGGUGUUCUAAAGGCAGCUUCAAGACACUUCAAGAAAUCGAGAAAGAAGAAAGAUUCAGUCGCUGAUGUCAAGCUUCUCAACUUCUGCAAAUGUUAA
Molecule: messenger RNA, 501 nt
Organism: Microthlaspi erraticum
Lineage: Eukaryota; Viridiplantae; Streptophyta; Magnoliopsida; Brassicales; Brassicaceae
Source: the annotation of a GenBank genome assembly